AUGAUUGUCUUUGUGUGCAGAGGAGUGGUUCUGGUGAGCGUAGAUCUGGCGAAGACAGACAUUAAUCAAUGCGCUGGCGAUAACUCCUUUUUCUCGGAUACGCACAAAUGUCACAUACAUUCACAGUGUCACCCAAUCGAGGGGAUGGGCUUCCGUCGGGGGGCUUACAUAUGUCGGUGUAAAGCCGGCUAUUAUUUUCCCAACAAAAAUAAAUCCAGUUUAACGGAGAGCUCGUUAAAUGAUAAUUAUUUUAGAGGUAUAGCGGUAGAGGAGGCGAUGGUGGAGGCGUUGGUGGGCUCGACCAAAGUGGAGAACUCGGCGGCCCUGAGCUACGUGUGCGUGCCGUGCGCUGCCGGCUGCACGAGUUGUUCGGACAACGAACCAUGCUACGUUCAAUAUAACAUAUUCAUCAGGGUCGUAACGCUGGGCGUACAGAGUUUUUGCGCCACCAUUACAUUGAUUAUAGCCAUCGCUAUCUGCAAAUUGAGGCGUUCAAAGAAUCCGCGGAACCAUUAA
Molecule: messenger RNA, 516 nt
Organism: Medioppia subpectinata
Lineage: Eukaryota; Metazoa; Arthropoda; Arachnida; Sarcoptiformes; Oppiidae
Source: the annotation of a GenBank genome assembly